ACAUCAGUAAAACCACGGACCCACUCGUCUUCGGAAGUUACGAUCCAGUGCAGCGCUUCCACGGCAUGAUCGUAGGCCCAGGCAGCCGAUUUUCACUGUAGUCGACUGGUACGAGUACGACCAUUACGCUCGUUUGGAUCGCAAUUUCAGUACAGAAAUCGUGGGAAAACCACUCGUGGGAUGCGUCGCACAUGAUGAAACCCCCCCGCCGUGGAAGUAAGCUGUGGGGGGGGGGGGGAGCUUUUUUCUGUUUGUGGCGGUCGUGGUGCCGUGGUGGUGGAGGAGGAAGAAUUAUCUAGUGCUUCGCGAGGCAGGAAUAUGCGUACGGAGGUGUUGAGGACGAAAAUGGGAGUAGUACGAUUUUUUACUCUGUGGAGUAACAAAGGAAAGGAAAAGUCUCAUGGGUUCGUACGGAAGGCUCGCAGCUAGGGCGCUAGACACCGAUGUUCCAGUCAUGGUUAAGUUAGCAGAGUUGAGUAAGAGUGCUAAGGAUGCAGUGCCUCUGGGCCAGGGGGCAGUUUAUUGGCAACCACCUGAGCAAGCUCUUGAUAGGGUCAAACACGUAGCAUUGGAAAUUUCAACUAGUCGAUAUGGAACUCAUGAAGGUCUUCCUGAACUCAGAGAGGCUUUACUACAUAAGCUGAGCCAGGAGAAUAAGCUAUCAAAAUCCUCUGUCAUGGUUACAGCUGGUUCAAACCAGGGAUUUCUAAAUCUUGUGCUUUCACUAUGCGACGUUGCAGACUCUGUUGUACUGUUUGCACCAUACUUCUUCAAUGCAUAUAUGUCCUUCAAGAUGACAGGCAUCAAUAACAUACUGGUGGGUCCCAGUGAUCCCAUGACACUUCUCCCUGAUGCAGAACUAAAAGAAGUGGAUAGGAUACUAAAAAGCUUUUUGGCACAGAGAACAUUUAUUGUCUUUUCAGAAUGGUUAGAGAACACUCUUUCAGACACUAAACCAGUGCCAAAGCUUGUUUCUAUUGUAAAUCCAGGAAAUCCAUCAGGGAUCUGCAUUCCAGAGCCUCUGCUCAAGAGAAUUUCAGAAAUCUGCAGAAGGGCUGGCUCUUGGCUUCUUGUAGAUAAUGCAUACGAGUACUUUGUAUACGAUGGUUGUGAGCAUUCAUGCGUGGAGGGGAGUCAUGUUGUUAAUCUUUUUUCUUUCUCGAAAGCAUACGGAAUGAUGGGAUGGCGAGUUGGAUAUAUAGCUUAUUCAUUGGAGGCAGAUGGUCUUCUCACACAGCUUCUGAAGGUUCAAGACAAUGUCGCUAUCUGCACGUCCAUGAUUUCACAGCAUGUGGCUCUCUACUGCUUAGAAUCCGGGCGCGAGUGGGUUCAAUCAAAAGUCAAAAGCCUUGAAAGAAACAAAGAACUCCUCAGAGAUGCUCUGUCGCCUCUAGGGGAGGAAGCGGUUAAAGGCGGGGAAGGUGCAAUUUACUUAUGGGCAAAACUGCCCGAAACCUGCCUGGAUGACAUUGAAGUCGUUUGCUGGUUUGCUAGGAGACAUGGCCUGCUGCUGCUUCCGGGGUCGGCAUGCGGCACGAGUGGGUAUGUCAGGAUCACAUUUGGAAUGUUGAGAGAAGAAGAAUGCGAAGUAGCUGCAAAGAGACUGAGGAAUGGGGUGGAAGAACUCAUUCGAGAUGGCACGGUAGAGUAAUUGCGAUAUAUCACCCUAUGAGUGUAAGGCAGUACUCCGAUCUUGGAUCGGAGUCUUAUUUCAUUUCUAGUGUUCUACAAUUAGUGGGUCUAUAAAUGAACCAACAUCUCUGGUCAUAUUGCACAACAAAAGUGUUGAGAUUGUUUUUCUGUAGCUCAAGGUAUCGGCCUAUGAUGAGAAUAUGUUUAACACCCAUACAAACAAACAAUGGGUUAAGUAUGGUAACAUUUAGCAACACCUACUGGAAGGUAAAUCCUUGUCUCUAA
This is a messenger RNA of Rhododendron vialii, 1917 nucleotides long. RefSeq names its product aromatic aminotransferase ISS1-like. Gene Ontology annotation, molecular function: pyridoxal phosphate binding; catalytic activity. Gene Ontology annotation, biological process: biosynthetic process. NCBI's taxonomy places the organism in Eukaryota, Viridiplantae, Streptophyta, Magnoliopsida, Ericales, Ericaceae. The transcript has 11 exons. Bases 401 to 1651 code for a protein of 416 amino acids. The record is from RefSeq and is a predicted model, not a curated record.